AAUUUUCAGUUUAUUAUUUUGAGCGGAAAAUGGAAAACAAAUCAGUAGAUUUGGAAGAUACUCGAAAUCGUCUUUCUACACUGAAAUAUUCCCAGUUAAGAAAAGCCGCAAAACGUUACUCAGUGAAUGCUAAUCAGAAGAAAGAAGUGCUGAUAAUGGAAUUGUCUAAAGUUUGGAAACAUCGUGGAUGCAAUAAAGAAAAUAUUACUCCAAAAAAAGUUGCUGAAUCUAAGACGGUCCUGUCGUGUUCGCCUAAAAGUUCAUCAAAUGAUACACUCAAUCAGACUUUUAUUGUUGAACGAACUAGUGGUAGCGAUAUGGAACAGUACACCGAGAAUUUAAUUGUAGCAAGUGAAGGUUCAGUUGAGAAAAAAAACAUCCUUCAAUGUAGCCAAGAAGCCAAUUUCGUAUCAGUAAAUGGUCCCAGUUCCAGUCGAAAGAUGGAACAAGAUAUAAGCACUCCUUGCAAGGGUAGAUCUACUGCUCGUGGUGCACAUGCUGCACGAUUUGCCGCACUCCAUCAGAAAUUGACUGAAAAACAACCAACUCUGCAAGAAGCAGAUGCAAAUGUGAAGCGGAUGUUUGCAGAACAUGAAAAGGCGGUCCCUGAUAUUUUCAAGAGAUUAGCUACACCGAAAGUUUCGAAGAUAACAAAGCCUGGAACUGGAGUUGGAGUUGCAUUGAAGGCCAUCGGGUAUAAGUUCAGGAAUGUUGAUGAAGAUCCAUCAAAGAUGAAUUUUUCAUUUUCAAAAUUGUACGGUACAAAAAAUGCUUUCACAACGGAGCAGAACUACGCUGAUGUUGCACCACGGUCCAGAAUACCACUACCAUGUAAACAAAAGCCACUGAAGGUUGGUGUGAAAGAGCUGACGAGAAGACUCAAUACUAAACAAGUUCGACAAUCUCCAAGGCUUACCAAGUUGACUAAACAUAUUAAUUCUGUAACCGUACCGCAGCUAAGCGCACGUUUGCAGAGACUGGCUACUCCGAAAGGAAAGAAUUCUGAUGUGUCACUAACGGAAAGUGAAAAGAAAACGCUUCGUAGAUGUGGGCGUCGGUAUGUACCCUAUCGUCGUAUGAUACCUUAUGUGGAUACCACAAAAAUGACUGACAGCCAAUUUCAUGAAGCAAAAAUGCUUGGCCAAAUACAGACUUUCACAGCUGUUUCCGCCUCAAGAACUGAAAUACGUCAGCAACUUCACUUGAAACGCGACGAGGCUCGUGAACGGAUAUUGAAAGUGAAACGUGGCUGUUGAAGAAAGCAUUAUUUAAGCAUCAAUUCUAACAUGCAACGCUGUUGCUAUAAUUGAGUUACCUAAGCCUUUCUAUUUAUCACUUUGAAAUGUUAGCUAGUUUGAACUUCCUGGUUGCUUUCUAAAAACUUUUGCAUAUAUUUGGCUUCUGCUAAACCAGUACAUAUAUGAAUUGUUGCUUCGUGGUGAAUUUUUUUAUUAAUUACUCUGCAUUUUUCCUUAUAUAUCCCUUAUAUGUUUUUGCAUAUGUACAAGCUCUGUGCGC
Messenger RNA from Loa loa (African eye worm), 1518 nucleotides. RefSeq lists its product as hypothetical. Bases 30 to 1256 code for a protein of 408 amino acids. The record is from RefSeq and is a predicted model, not a curated record. Lineage: Eukaryota; Metazoa; Nematoda; Chromadorea; Rhabditida; Onchocercidae. The transcript is spliced from 10 exons.